Molecule: messenger RNA, 2448 nt
Organism: Pterocles gutturalis (yellow-throated sandgrouse)
Lineage: Eukaryota; Metazoa; Chordata; Aves; Pterocliformes; Pteroclidae
Product: protein fantom-like
Exons: 15
Biological process (GO): non-motile cilium assembly; retinal rod cell development
Cellular component (GO): photoreceptor connecting cilium
Molecular function (GO): thromboxane A2 receptor binding
Source: RefSeq, a predicted model, not a curated record
AUCAAAAGAAAAAGCUGAUGGAAGAGAACAAAGACCUGCAGUUAUGCUACCUGGAACAAAAGCAACAACUAGAGGAACUGAAAGAGCAAGUGAAGCAUUUAACCAAGGAAGAUAAUAGGGGUGGGGCAGAACUCAGUGAAGCCGUGCUGCUUACAAAGGUUGAAAAGCCGCAGAAGGAAGGGGACCUUAUGUUUUUGGAAGAAGACGACAAUAUCCAUAAAGAUUUAGAACACUCCAUGAAGGAGCUACAAUUAACACAUAUGGAAACAGUGCAAGAACUCGAAAAGACAAGGAAUAUGUUAAUUGUGCAGCACAAAAUUACCAAAGAUUACCAGGUGGAAGUAGAAGCAGUGACACGAAAGAUGGAAGGUCUGAAGAAAGACUGUGAGCUAAAGCUGGAACAAUAUGGCCAUCUUCUUGAUAAGAAAUCUGAGCGCAUCAGAAAACUAGAAGCCCAACUAAGUGAUAUUUUUUAUGGUACAAAACCACGGAAAACCAGACGAGAAAUUUUGACAAGUGCUCCAGUGCAUGAAUUUGAUCAACCUUUAUGUUUAGAAAGAGGACAGAACCUUUUAGAAAUUAAUAUCAGCAAAGUCAUCUUGUCUUCUGGAGCUGUGCAAGCUUUUGGCGACCAUGAACUUGCAACUUUUUGUACUUAUGGCUUCUAUGACUUCGAACUUGAGAUAACCCCCUUAGCUUAUGGGCACACGCCAUCGUUUGACUUCACCUCUCAGUACCUUGUGUGGGCUGACGAGCGCUUAUUGAAAUAUCUGCAGGAAAACAGCGUCACACUUGAGGUUCAUCAUGCGUGUGGCAUAGAUCAUGAAACAGUUGCUACCUGUCAACUGAAGCUGUGGGAGACCCUGGAAAACAACGCGAAGAUCUACAGCACAGCACAUUUAGUUGGAACCGAAGGACACGUUCGAGAUUACGGUACUCUAGAAUACUGGAUGAGGUUACGACUUCCCAUGGAGCAAGCUAUUGGUCACUACAAACAGAGGUCAAAGGCUCUGGGGUAUAUAACAUCCAAUUUUAGGGACCGUGAGCAACCAUCCCAGCAGCAGAUACUCAGAACUGCCCAAGUCAUCACUUCAACAGAUGGCAGUUUAAAUGAAGUUCACAUUACAGUAAAAUGUUGUAACAAUCUACAAUCCCGAAAAAAUAAUCUUCAGCCAGAUCCUUAUGUUGUCUACAAGUUCUUUGAUUUUGAAGACCACGAUACUCCCAUCAUUCCAAGCAGCAACAACCCACAGAUAGAUGACCAUAUGUGUUUCCAAGUGCCAAUGAACGCAGAUUUAGACCGAUACCUAAAGACGGAGUCCUUAUCCUUUUAUGUAUUUGAUGAGGGUGAAACAGACAAGAGUGCUUAUAUAGGGAAAGCCAAGGUGCCUCUUAUUUCUUUAGCGCAUGACAGAUCUAUCUCAGGUGCUUUUGAACUAACCCAUCCUGAAAGACUUGCUACCGGUACCAUCACAGUUGAAUUAAAGUGGAAGCUUGUCUAUCGACCACCAAGCGGGUCAACAGUGAGUGCAGAUUUUGUGAAUGACAUUCAAAAUGAGAAAUCAGUGGCAACUGAACUACAAGCAGAGGAACAAAUGGAGACUCCAGACGUGUCUCCUUCUUUUACUUCAUCAGUGACAAAGCCAACACCCAAACCAAGGCAACAUGCAGCUCAAGCAGAGAAGAAAAUAUCUUUUCCAGAUCUUAGUACAACGCAGAUGGAAGUGAAGGAGAUGGCUCAAGAAAUUCAACAGGAAAAAGACCGCUUACCUCUGCCAAAGGGGCCGUUGACUGACCAGAGCUCAGUUACCUCUGAAGGUAAGACAAAAGUAACUGAAGAAUUGCAAACAGAAGAACUAGGUGAUGAACAAAAAGAUGGUGACGUUGAAUCAAUACCAACUGACAGUGAUGACUGUGUUAUUAUAUCAAAUCCAAUAUCCAAAUUAAAGGCAACUGAAAAAAUUGUUAUUGAAAUUCUAUCGCUCCAUCUUACUGACUCACGAAUUGCAUCAGAUGAAACAAUAAAGCAGCUGUUCAUAGAGUGCAGAUUACACAAUGUCAUUGCAGAAGAGACCCCACUGUCGCUUCCAAAACCAAAAAUUGGUCAGAAGAUUCACUAUCACUUUGGCUGUGUGAUACAUGUGGAUAAGGCAAAUAAUAGUGCCAGAAGAGACUAUCUCAAGUCUAUGCUUCUAGAGCCAGAUCUCCAUACUGACAGGCUACGAUUUGCGGUGGUCAGUGAUCCCCUACCAUGCGAACAGGACCUUGAAUGUCAAGAUAUCGGUUUCGCUUAUGUCAGUUUGAGAGAGAUAUUGCGGGAGGGAAGAGACAUCAUUGAGCAAGAUAUUGAUUUUUUCGAUUCCCAAGAUGCUAAGGCGGCAAUUGGAAAGCUCACGGUGUCAGUGGAAGCCCUCCAGGUGCUGCGUUCAGUCCAUAAGGAGUGCAUGU